Messenger RNA from Arabidopsis thaliana (thale cress), 1708 nucleotides. RefSeq names its product LURP-one-like protein (DUF567). The transcript is spliced from 2 exons. NCBI's taxonomy places the organism in Eukaryota, Viridiplantae, Streptophyta, Magnoliopsida, Brassicales, Brassicaceae. The record is from RefSeq and is marked reviewed. Bases 152 to 805 code for a protein of 217 amino acids.
CAACAUGUGGAUGAAGAUCUUCGUAUUUUUUAUUUUAAUUUUUAUGAUACACCCAUAAACUGAAUUAUUACUAGCUAGUAGAGGCUAUAAAUACGAAGAAGAUAUCUAUAUAUAUACUAUCUAUCAGUGCCAAAAAAAAGUUUUUCAAUAUAUGCAAAUAUACAAUCCUAUUUCUCCGGUGAAAACCAUGGUGAAGAUUUAUCCUCACCUGGCGUUUCCGGUGGAUAUGGACGUCGUACAAGACAAGAUUUUGCCCUACUUAACGACGGAGCAAGAGAGGUUCACGAUUUGGAUGAAAUCUUUGGUGUUCAAUAGCAAAGGCUGCACAGUUUUUGAUUCCAAAGGAAACUUAAUCUAUCGAGUGGAUAAUUAUGAUUCCAAGAGUUGGAGUAAUGAAGUUUACUUUAUGGAUUUAAACGGCAAAAUUUUGUUUACUUUACGUCAAAAGAAACUGGGAUUCUUCAAAUCUUGGGAAGGAUAUAACUCAACCGGGACCAGAUUUCGACUAAGAAAGAUUUUCAAGAUUUUGCCAAGAGAAUCAUCUUCGUCUUACAAAGUUGUAAUGGGAUCACGCAUAGUUGAUGGUGAUCAACAAUCUUGUUAUAAGAUUGUAAAUCGUGGAUCAGUUUUCGCAAUCAAGGAUGGAUCGGGAAGAUUAAUGGCAGAAGUUAAAAACAAACUAUCGGAUAUUAGUGGUUUGGAUCUUGGAGAUGAUGUUUUGACAAUGAUGGUGGAGCCACAACUAGAUCAUUCUUUAAUAAUGGGUAUUGUUAUAGCUUAUAAACUUACCAAAUGUAAAUUGUGAUAAUCAGGUGGUAAUCUUGAAGGUAAGCAUGUUUUAAAGCUAAUUAAACGUUGGCAUAAACCCCAAAUAUCUGGCUUGAAAUUGGAUAUUGAAAAGAUUGCACCAGAAUGCGGAGAAGCUCGGCAUCGUUCAUCCUCAUAAAAGUCAAAACAACCAAUCAGUUCUCUCUUUUUUUAUAUUUUGGUAUGGAAACCUAAUUCUCUUACUUAAUAUUCAAUCCAUUCUUUUCCUCCAACUUCUUCGUAAAUGGCGGAUGAAACUAUAACCCUGUUUCAGCUUAUUGCCAAACCCGAACCGCGCACCAUGGAAUAGUACUGAUCCAACGAGUAUGUUUGAACAAGCUCAAGCUGCCAUUCAAUCAUCGCUAUCAUGACCGUGAUUACUCGUUUUCCCGGUCGUGAGAAGACCCUUUAAGCGUGAUUUUUAUACGGAUGUAUGUUUUACUAAUACUAGUACCAAUUCCACAACAUAAACCAAAAGUGUUUUGAAAUUAGGGUCAUGUUUCUGUUAACAAUAUCUUUAACUAGCUGAGUUAACCAUAAUUGAAUUACUAAAAUAUUUAUCAAACUGAAUUAAAUAGAUUUGGAUGGUAAUUUAGUCAGCAGAAAGAAUUGGAAUUGGUGAAGAAGAUAAUAGACUAAUAGUAAAGGGGUCAUGGAAGUUAUACGAAUGCAUGAAAAGAUAAUAGAGAUAUCAAUCAUACGAUUUUAUUAAACUAAAGGACCAUGUGAUCAGAUUGUAAUUUGUAAUAGCAGAAUGAGCCAUCUCAUAUUCCAUACAUGGUUUUAAAUAGGCUUGUCCAUUUCGGUACUGUUCAUAUACUGUAUGUUCCAAUUUUUAUCCCAUAUUUGUGUGUUUAAAAAAAAUAAAAAUAGCUACUUGAAAUUGUUUAUAGAAUGAGAU